Molecule: messenger RNA, 2103 nt
Organism: Amphibalanus amphitrite
Lineage: Eukaryota; Metazoa; Arthropoda; Thecostraca; Balanomorpha; Balanidae
Product: protein unc-119 homolog B-like
Exons: 7
Coding region: 168-839 (223 amino acids)
Biological process (GO): nervous system development; lipoprotein transport; cilium assembly
Cellular component (GO): cilium
Molecular function (GO): lipid binding
Source: RefSeq, a predicted model, not a curated record
CCGACGAAGAUUUGCGGACGAAGAAAUGCGGACGAAAUAUUGCGCGACGAAGAAAUGCCAUACGAAGAUUUGUCCGGUUACGAUCGAUAACGUGUUGAUAAAAUAUUUGAAUAUCUUUUUUCUGGAUAUUGCUUUAGGAACCGCCUGAACCUCCACCGCUGCGCACGAUGAGCGUCCGAAGCGGCACCACGAAGGACAAGGGCACGGGGAUCCUCUCCAGUACCAGCAAGUCCGUCCCCAUCAGACUACCUCAAGAGGCUAUAUCGGAGGAGAGUCUGCUCGCCAAGGAUACCAUCACACCAGAGGAUGUGCUUCGGCUGCAAAAACCCACACAGAAUUACCUGUGUAGCACGGAUGCCAACAUUUACAACAUCGACUUCACCCGGUUCAAGAUCCGAGACCUGGAGACGGGUUCGGUGCUGUUCGAGAUCGUGAAACCCACAACGGAGGAAGGCCCCGGGGAGGGCACAGAGAGCCCCGACCUGCCGCCAGAGGCCAGUCGCAUGGUGCGCUACCACUUCACGCCCAAGUUCCUCAAACUGAAAAUGGUCGGAGCGACUGUCGAGUUCACUAUCGGACCGAAGCCCGUCAACAACUUUCGAAUGAUCGAGCGUCACUUUUUCCGCAACAAGCUUCUGAAGACGUUUGACUUUGAGUUCGGCUACUGCAUCCCCAACUCGAAGAACACGUGUGAACACAUCUACGAGUUUCCCAGGAUCCACCCGGACAUGGCCGCGGAGAUGAUUCGCUCUCCAUUCGAGACGCGCUCGGACAGUUUCUACUUCGUCGAUAACCGACUCGUCAUGCACAACCAGGCAGAGUACGCGUACGAUGCUUAGCGGCCACCCUCAGCGGUCACACCGCGACGACAGUGACAUCUGGUGGGGAGCCGAGGGGCGACCUGGCUGACAUCUGUCGGUGGGUCUCAGAACCACUGGUUUUCGACAUAUUUUUCUUUCUUUCCGGAAUAUCGCGACUCUUCUUAUACUGAGAAGGUAGAAGCUAAUGUAGCUUAUGUAGAAGCUAAAAAAAAACUUAGGGUUUGUAGCUGGUAAUUUUUUGCAUUUGAACAUCGUUUAAUUUGGCUUUUCCAUUUGGUCCCUUACGUGCAAUAUAUUCAUAACGUGGCUGUCAUUUUCACAGCCAGCGUUCUUCCUUAUGGCCAACUCUUUUACCGCUAUUAUCUUCUCAACUCGUGUAUCGGUAGCGCACAAGGUAUCAACUUUUCGUCGAUCAUCGCACAAAUGUGAAAAUUUGGUGAUAACUGAAAUCACACACGCACAAUUUUUAUGUAGAAGCUAAACUGAACGACAGGCUUUAGCAACGUAUCGAUGUAAAAGUGUGGUCUGACACCGUUACGUCGAUCUGACGUGCAAAUGUAAACUCCGUGUAAAUGUCACUUUAGUGUCUUAUGCGUAUUGUGCUGUUUGAUCUCUUUUUCUUCUCGGGACUUUGGUCGUGUAGCACAUCUGUAUUGUAUUUAUGUAUGCUCUGAAGAGUAGUUCGAGGUUUAACAAAACUACUGGACGUUUUGUGACACAUAUAAUUCAUCAAUGUUGAUCAAAAGGCCGACUGGGAAUUCACUUAAAGCGUGGUUUGCUGCUUUAAGAAAGACACUUACCCGAAAUAAGUAGGUUAUUAACACGUGUUUGAGCAAAAUGUCGUCGUCAGCACAACUAUCUAUAAAACUCUAAAGAAAACAUGACAACGCUCAUAAAACUGACAACGUAUAAGCCGAAACGCUCUUAUGUGCAAAUUCUUCAUUGCAUGCAUACUUGUGUAAUUGACAUACCUUACGGUUAGCCCAUGUCAUAGACAGUAUAUAUUUUUAUCAUAUGUUUUGAGAAGUUGGUCGGACUUCUUGUUAUUAUUGUUGCAUUGCUAUCAACGAAUCCUAAUUUGUCAUUCUUGUUUAUCCAGAGUCCGAACGAUAUCUAGUCAGUUUGUGAUAGAUAGUUUUUAAGCCUAUUGAGUGUAAAAGCAUGUUUGAUGUUUUGUGUAACUAUUCAGGAUUCGCCAAUUCGCUUACGUGUGCCAUUGUAUCUUCUUCGAACCAAAGGCAUCCUUGAACACUUGAACAAUAAAGUUUUGUCCAAUGUCAUC